Neofelis nebulosa (Clouded leopard) is the source of this 1715-nucleotide messenger RNA. RefSeq names its product DND microRNA-mediated repression inhibitor 1 (gene DND1). Gene Ontology annotation, cellular component: cytoplasm; nucleus. Bases 1 to 1233 code for a protein of 410 amino acids. Lineage: Eukaryota; Metazoa; Chordata; Mammalia; Carnivora; Felidae. The record is from RefSeq and is a predicted model, not a curated record. Gene Ontology annotation, biological process: mRNA stabilization; negative regulation of miRNA-mediated gene silencing; germ cell development. Gene Ontology annotation, molecular function: mRNA binding. The transcript is spliced from 4 exons.
AUGGGGAGAAGAACUUACAUUAGGCGCCACGAGCUCUUCCCCAGGGUGAAGGGUGCCGCCAGCCAGCGCACAUCCCGAGAUGGGGUCGACAAGCGCCACCAGCGCUGGGAGUGGGGACUCCUUGGGCUGCAGCUCCACAGGCGAGGUGGCGGCGGCGCGGUGAUCCGCCAUUCCAAUCAGCCCUUUCCCCUUCAGCUGUGGUGUGAGAGGGUGAAUCCGGAAAACAAGGCAGCUUUGGAGGCAUGGGUCAGGGAGACGGGCAUCCGCCUGGUGCAGGUGAACGGGCAGAGGAAGUAUGGCGGGCCACCCCCAGGCUGGGUGGGCAGCCCGCCGCCGGCCGGCUCAGAGGUGUUUAUCGGGCGGCUGCCCCAAGACGUGUACGAGCACCAGCUGAUCCCACUGUUCCAGCGCGUGGGCCGGCUCUACGAGUUCCGCCUGAUGAUGACUUUCAGCGGCCUAAACCGUGGCUUCGCCUACGCCCGCUACAGUUCGCGGCGCGGCGCCCAGGCCGCCAUCGCCACGCUGCACAACCACCCGCUGCGGCCCUCCUGCCCGCUGCUCGUGUGCCGCAGUACUGAGAAGUGCGAGCUGAGUGUGGACGGGCUGCCUCCGGGGCUGAGUCGCCGCGCGUUGCUGCUCGCGCUGCAGCCCCUGGGUCCCGGCCUGCAGGAGGCGCUGCUGAUGCCCAGCCCUGGGCCAGCGCCCGCGCAAAUUGCACUGCUGAAGUUCAACUCGCACCGCGCCGCCGCCAUGGCCAAAAAAGCCCUAGUGGAAGGGCAAUCACGCCUCUGUGGAGAGCAGGUGGCCGUGGAGUGGCUCAAGCCAGAUCUGAAGCAGCGACUCCGCCAGCAGCUGGUGGGCCCCUCCCUGCAGUGCCUACAGCCAGAGGGCAGUCGGUUGGCCCUGGCCAGGGACAAGCUAGAGUCCCAAGGGGCUCAGGGUGCCCUGCAGCUGUUGUGCCAGCGGAUGAAGCUGGGCAGCCCUGUGUUCCUCACCAAGUGUUUGGGCAUGGGCCCUGCUGGCUGGCACCGCUUCUGGUACCAGGUGGUGAUCCCUGGGCAUCCAGUGCCCUUCAGUGGCCUCAUCUGGGUUGUGCUGGCCCCAGAUGUGCAGAAUGGGCAUGAGAUGGCUAAGGAUGCUGUGUCUGCAAGGUUGCUAGAGGCACUGAGUGCCUCUAGAGCCAGUCUUAAACCGACUGGUGGGGCUGAGGCAGGUACCGUGGUUAAGCAGUGACCAUGUCCUCUUCACAGGCAGCCCAAACGAGUUGACAGAGCCUGCGUCAGUCCCCAGCCCAGCAGGCCUGGGCAGCCACCAUCAGAUUUCAAAGGGGGAAGAAGAUGGGCUCUGCCCUACCUCUGACACAGCCUCCCCUUUGGGGCAGGGCCCCAGUACACCUGGGACAGCUCUGGUUUGGCUAAGUUGUGGUGAGGGACCUUGCCAUGCCCCUCCCAGCCCAGGGACUAACCUUGGCCCUUUGGUAUUCCUUGGCCGUUCUGUGUGAUACAUACACAAACCUUCCUCCUCCUCCCACAGCUUAAUAUGAAUCUCACUUCUUAUUUUGUUGAUUUGUCAUUUUUGUUGAUUUUAUUUGGGGGCUGGCUGAGCCAAAGGUUCAGAAAUCUGCUUUCUGUCCCCAGUACUUUACAUUCUGGUGUAUGUGUGAUGUUGGGUUUUUCUAUGCUGGUUGUAUUUAUAUUAAACCCCUGGUUGGUGUA